AUGAUUUUCUACGAUUUUAAAGCAGGAUCAAAUCAAGAAGAAUACGUUCAGCGGUUGCAAUUAGCAUUUGGUGAUGAAUCUCCAGCUCGCGUUACUGUAUUCAGAUGGUUUAAAGAAUUUAGCAGAGGUCGCAAUUUUCUUCAGGAUGAAGAACACACAGGAAGGCCAGUGAUCCCGGAUAAUGUGUCUGCUAUACGAAAAAUGUUAAAGGAUGAUAAUCGCUGUACCUAUCAAAUUAUACAGAAGGAACUUAACAUUAGACCCGCAGCCAUACACAAAAUUAAACAUGAAGAAUUACAUAUGAAAAAAGUAGUUUGCCGUUGGGUUCUCCAUAAUCUAACUGAGCACCAAAAAGAGGAGCAUGUCAGAAUCAGUAAAGAAACUCUUAAAUUGCUAAAUGAUGGUGACCACAGCAUCAUUUCUGAAAUUGUAACGGGUGAUGAAACGUACAUACCGUUUUUUGACUUUUCAACGCGUCAAGAAAGCUAA
Messenger RNA from Parasteatoda tepidariorum (common house spider), 489 nucleotides. RefSeq names its product histone-lysine N-methyltransferase SETMAR-like. Lineage: Eukaryota; Metazoa; Arthropoda; Arachnida; Araneae; Theridiidae. The record is from RefSeq and is a predicted model, not a curated record.